Molecule: messenger RNA, 435 nt
Organism: Paramuricea clavata
Lineage: Eukaryota; Metazoa; Cnidaria; Anthozoa; Malacalcyonacea; Plexauridae
Source: the annotation of a GenBank genome assembly
AUGAAUAAUCCUUACGUACGCUAUUAUUUGGAUCAACAGCAAGGGCACGGGAUGCCUGUUUUCUCAGGUAGCCCUUGGCAAGCCGGUUAUGGUCACCAGAUGGGCUAUGGAAUCGGGGGUCUGUUUCGCAGCGUGGCAAGAGCGGUGAUGCCCAUGGUGAAAAGCGGAGCAAAAGCUCUAGGUAACAUUGCCCUGAAAAGUGGCGCUGACUUUGUGGGUGAUGUUCUUGCCGGUAAAAACGUCAAAGAAGCAGCAAAAGCACGAACCGUGGAGGCUGCAAACGUUGCGAAAAGAAAAGCUAUAAAUAAGCUGAAGAGUCAAACAGGAAGUGGAAAACGUGCGAAGGGAACAGCUAAAAAGAGAAAGGCAUCAACAGCUACAGCCAGAAGCAAUCAGACCAAGAAACGGAAAACAGCUCAAGACAUAUUCGAUUGA